This is a messenger RNA of Limanda limanda (common dab), 574 nucleotides long. RefSeq lists its product as uncharacterized. The transcript has 4 exons. Gene Ontology annotation, molecular function: cysteine-type endopeptidase inhibitor activity. NCBI's taxonomy places the organism in Eukaryota, Metazoa, Chordata, Actinopteri, Pleuronectiformes, Pleuronectidae. The record is from RefSeq and is a predicted model, not a curated record. Bases 36 to 491 code for a protein of 151 amino acids.
UGUGAGGAGCACACGCGAGGCCAGCAAGUACAAAGAUGUCUGUGCCACUGUCUGUGCUGAUAUGUCUGUCGACUGUCCAGCUCUGCAUGGGAGAUCAGCUUGUGGAGGAAGUCAUCACUACAAAGAAAGUGCCUCUCCUGGGCGGCUGGUUCGAGCGGAAUCCAGAAUCAGUCGAGGUUCAGAAGGCAACUGAGCUGGCUGUGGAUCUGUUCAACGCACGAUCCAAGAGCAAGCGUGUGUUCAAGCUGGUUUCCAUCACUGCUGCUCAGACUCAGGUGACCAACAUGAUCAACUUCAGGAUCGACGCCGUCUUGAGGAAAACCAAGUGUCUCAAGACCGAUGAAAAACCAGACUUGGAGAAUUGCAAUUUCGAUAAAAAGCAUGUGAAGUGCGUCUUCGAUGUGACCUUCAACCCACGCGACAACAAACACGAGCUGCACAAUCACAAGUGCAAGAAAGUCAUCCCGGACAAAGUGGAACUUUUGGAUUAACGGAACAUUUUCACAUUGUAGUUUAGCUCCAGAGUUUUGACUUCUUAACUCAAUAUAGUGUUGAUGAGUUAAGAGCUGGUUGG